Messenger RNA from Gigantopelta aegis, 645 nucleotides. Its product is annotated as cilia- and flagella-associated protein 251-like. The transcript has a single exon. Lineage: Eukaryota; Metazoa; Mollusca; Gastropoda; Neomphalida; Peltospiridae. Bases 1 to 645 code for a protein of 214 amino acids. The record is from RefSeq and is a predicted model, not a curated record.
AUGGGGACAAUUGAGGAGGAGGAGGAGGAGGAGGAGGAGGAGGAGUAUAUGGGGAGAAUUGAGGAGGAGGAGGAGGAGGAGGAGUAUAUGGGGACAAUUGAGGAGGAGGAGGAGGAGGAGGAGUAUAUGGGGACAAUUGAGGAGGAGGAGGAGGAGGAGGAGUAUAUGGGGAGAAUUGAGGAGGAGGAGGAGGAGGAGGAGUAUAUGGGGACAAUUGAGGAGGAGGAGGAGGAGGAGGAGUAUAUGGGGACAAUUGAGGAGGAGGAGGAGGAGGAGGAGGAGUAUAUGGGGAGAAUUGAGGAGGAGGAGGAGGAGGAGGAGUAUAUGGGGACAAUUGAGGAGGAGGAGGAGUAUAUGGGGACAAUUGAGGAGGAGGAGGAGGAGGAGGAGUAUAUGGGGACAAUUGAGGAGGAGGAGGAGGAGGAGGAGUAUAUGGGGACAAUUGAGGAGGAGGAGUAUAUGGGGACAAUUGAGGAGGAGGAGGAGGAGGAGGAGUAUAUGGGGAGAAUUGAGGAGGAGGAGGAGGAGGAGGAGGAGGAGGAGGGAGGGUGUUUGGUCGAUGUAUCUGUCUCCGGUGCCUUUGCAUAUUGUAAUAUCUGGAAAAAGUGUCCCCACACUCAGGGCAUGAUGUUGACCCCAUCAUGA